Molecule: messenger RNA, 7613 nt
Organism: Anguilla anguilla (European eel)
Lineage: Eukaryota; Metazoa; Chordata; Actinopteri; Anguilliformes; Anguillidae
Gene: baiap2b
Product: BAR/IMD domain containing adaptor protein 2b
Exons: 16
Coding region: 753-2528 (591 amino acids)
Biological process (GO): actin filament bundle assembly; positive regulation of actin filament polymerization; actin crosslink formation
Cellular component (GO): nucleoplasm; cytosol
Molecular function (GO): protein binding; cytoskeletal adaptor activity
Source: RefSeq, a predicted model, not a curated record
UGUCUCUGGUGUGGAUGUGUAGUUUUGACGAGCUGUCUCUGGUGUGGAUAUGUAGUUUUGACGAGCUGUCUCUGGUGUGGAUGUGUAGUUUUGAUGAACUGUCUCUGGUGUGGAUGUGUAGUUUUGAUGAGCUGUCUCUGGUGUGGAUGGGUAGUUUUGAUGAGCUGUCUCCUGUGUAGAUGUGUAGUUUUGACGAGCUGUCUCUGGUGUGGAUGUGUAGUUUUGAUGAGCUGUCUCCUGUGUGGAUAUGUAGUUUUGAUGAGCUGUCUCUGGUGUGGAUGUGUAGUUUUGAUGAGCUGUCUCCUGUGUGGAUGUGUAGUUUUGAUGAGCUGUCUCCUGUGUGGAUGUGUAGUUUUGAUGAGCUGUCUCUAGUGUAGAUGUGGUGUUCUGGUCAGCAGUUACUUGUGUAGGUAUGUAGUUCAGGUAUCUUGUGCUCAUAUUGCUGCGUGUAUGAGCCUUCAGCUCUGUUUCCUGUACAGCUGGAAUGCCUGUAACGGUUUUACAUGGAUGAGCAGAAACACAUAUGGAGGCUGAAUAGAUGGUAGUCUGCUGAUGUAAAUGAAAGAGGAUGAGCCCAGUGGAAACUGCUCGCGGGGCAGCGAGAAGCCCGAUGGCGGGGCGGGCAGAGAGGUUUUUUCAAGGUAUUACAGCAAGAAGGCAGAACGGUGGGCGGGCGAACGGGCAAGAGGCGGAGUCUGUUUAAAUUGCACGCUCUGCCAAUGUGACGGGGCUCCCUGAUUCCCCUGCACUGGAUGCGCGCGCGAGCUAGUGUGGGUGCAGAGCGCGAGGAUAAAAGCUUCGAUUUCACCGUCACUCAUCCGCACACGCGAAUUGCUCUUUUCUGUUCGUCUGUGUACUCGGAUAACUUUCCACCCAUACGGAGAUUCUCUUCUAUGGUUCUGAUCGGAGAUUCCAGGAUGUCUCGUACCGACGAGGUGCACCGUAUUACAGAGAAUGUCUACAAAUCAAUCAUGGAGCAGUUCAACCCCUGCCUGCGCAACUUUGUCUCCAUGGGCAAGACGUAUGAAAAGGCCUUAUCCAGUGUUACCUUUGCUGCAAAGGGCUACUUCGACGCUCUGGUGCGGAUGGGGGAACUGGCCAGCGAGAGUCAUGGCUCAAAGGACCUGGAAGAGGCAGCAUGGGAUGUGUUGUUCCAGAUGGCUGAGGUCCACAGGCAGAUCCAGAUGCAGCUGGAGGAUAUGCUGAAAUCUUUCCACAACGAGCUCCUCACAGAACUGGAGAAGAAGGUGGAGCUAGACGCACGCUACCUGAGUGCCGCACUGAAGAAGUACCAGAUGGAGCACAAGAGUAAAGGGGAGAGUCUGGAGAAGUGCCAGGCGGAGCUGAAGAAGCUUCGCCGUAAGAGCCAGGGCAAGAACGCCUCCAAGUACGGAGACAAGGAGAUGCAGUAUGUAGAGGCCAUCAGCUGCAAGCAAGGUGACCUGGAUAACUGCAUUGCGGAAGGCUACAGGACAGCACUGUCGGAGGAGCGGAGAAGGUACUGCUUCCUGGUGGAUCGGCAGUGUGCCGUUGCCAAGAACAGCGCCACCUACCACGGCAAGGGGAAGGAUCUGCUGGCUCAAAACAUUCCCUUGUGGCAGCAGGCCUGCUCUGACCCCUCUAAGCUGCCAGAGAGAGCCAUGAUCCUGGCCCAGCAGCUAAGCUCCGCCUCUGGCAAGCUCAGCUCCGCCCCUGGUACACUGAGGUCCAGCCCCCUGGAUGCCUCCAAGGCCAAUAUGCUAAUGUCUGACCCCUCCUCUGGAGCCAAGCCCCUCCCCCUGGCACCUGAACUCACAGCCUUCACAGGUGGCCUGGCCCAUCAGGAUAGGCUCAUGGGAGUGGACGGGGUGCCCCUGAUGAACGGUGCGGUGGGGGGCCAUGCAGAGGAUUACCAGCAGUGGGUGGAGGGGAGGAUGGCACAGGCUAAGGCCCCCCAACAGCACCCGAGGCAAGCCAGCGACAAAUACUCCAGCACCCUGCCCGUGCGCAAGACCCAGCCUGCCAGGAGCAAGGCCUCUGCAGAGACUCGGACCCUGCCCAGAUCCAGCUCGGUGGCGGCGGGGCUGGAGCGGGAGCGGAGUGGUCGAACCCGUGUCCAGGCUGUGUUCUCCCAUGCUGCCGGGGACAACGCCACACUGCUCAGCUUCUCCGAGGGUGAUGUGAUCACUUUGCUGGUGCCUGAGGCACGGGACGGCUGGCACUAUGGAGAGAAUGAGAAGAACAAGAUGCGCGGCUGGUUCCCGUUCUCCUACACACGUGUGCUGCCUGACAGCGAUGGUGACAACCAGCGUAUCAACCUGCGUCCUGGGAAGAGCAGCAGCACAGGGAACCUGCUAGAGAGAGAGGACAUGGCCCUGCCCCUGCCCCCUCCCGAUUACGGCCUGUCCUCUCGCCAGCUGACCCAGAUCUCCACCCACAGCCGGUCCCGGCCCUACAGCAUGGUCAUGCCCAUCUACUCACAGCAAGCGCUGGACGGGUACGACGCCCAGUUCCCCACAAGUGUGGGUCCAGACUUUGCCCGCUUCUGAGCUUCCAGGACCUGCCCAAGGGCAGUGCAGCGAACCAUUCUGCCCCCUCCUGCAUCAGAGCCUCACCCUGCUCCUCCAGCUCAUGGGGUAUACCCACCCUGUGGACCAGCCAUGCCCAGACAUCUCUCCUAUAGACUUACCUGUUCCUCUCCCUGCACCUCCAUCUCUCUGCCCUCCUCCUCCCUGAGUCUCUUUUGCCCCAAGCCUCCUCCCUGUACCUCCUUUUCCCUGCUCCUCCUUUUCCCUACAACUCCUUGUGCCUCAUUUCCCUCCCCCUUCUUCCUGUCCCUCCUUCUCUCUGAACUGCACCUCUGUGCACCUCCUUUUCCCUGUGCCUCCUUCUCUCUGAACUGCACCUCUGUGCCCCUCCUUUUCCCUGUGCCUCCUUCUCUCUGAACUGCACCUCUGUGCACCUCCUUUUCCCUGUCCCUCCUUCUCUCUGAACUGCACCUCUGUGCCCCUCCUUUUCCCUGUCCCUCCUUCUUUCUGAACUGCACCUCUGUGCCCCUCCUUUUCCCUGCGCCUCCUUCUCCCUGCUUCCCUUUGUUCUGUGUGGUCACUGAUAGGAUCAGCACAUGCUGAUAUGUGAAUAUAACAUUUGCAGUAAAUGCUGUACUUUAAUGUAGCUAAACAUUCAGCCCUAGUUUAUAGUGAAUGAGACCAUAGCCUUGCUGAGAGCAGACUAGCAGCAGUUUCUACCAGUGGGUGGGACUGCCUGACAUUAAGGUAAUACUUUCAAAAAACAUUAAUGAUGUAAUUUCCUGUGGCAGUAACUCCAUCUCAGUGCAACUAUGAUGUGCUCAGUUAUGGGAUUGGCAUAUACUGCCCCUUUACCCCAAGCUGCAGAGCUAAUGCCCCUUUACCCUAAGCUGCAGAGCUAAUGCCCCUUUACCCCAAGCUGCAGAGCUAAUGCCCCUUUACCCCAAGCUGCAGAGCUAAUGCCCCUUUACCCCAAGCUGCAGAGCUAAUGCCCCUUUACCCCAAGCUGCAGAGCUAAUGCCCCUUUACCCUAAGCUGCAGAGCUAAUGCCCCUUUACCCCAAGCUGCAGAGCUACUGCCCCUUUACCCCAAGCUGCAGAGCUAAUGCCCCUUUACCCCAAGCUGCAGAGCUAAUGCCCCUUUACCCCAAGCUGCAGAGCUAAUGCCCCUUUACCCCAAGCUGCAGAGCUAAUGCCCCUUUACCCCAAGCUGCAGAGCUAAUGCCCCUUUACCCCAAGCUGCAGAUCUAAUGCCCCUUUACCCCAAGCUGCAGAGCUAAUGCCCCUUUACCCCAAGCUGCAGAGCUAAUGCCCCUUUACCCAAGCUGCAGAGCUAAUGCCCCUUUACCCCAAGCUGCAGAGCUAAUGCCCCUUUACCCCAAGCUGCAGAGCUAAUGCCCCUUUACCCCAAGCUGCAGAGCUAAUGCCCCUUUACCCCAAGCUGCAGAGCUAAUGCCCCUUUACCCCAAGCUGCAGAGCUAAUGCCCCUUUACCCCAAGCUGCAUAGCUAAUGCCCCUUUACCCCAAGCUGCAGAGCUAAUGCCCCUUUACCCCAAGCUGCAGAGCUAAUGCCCCUUUACCCCAAGCUGCAGAGCUAAUGCCCCUUUACCCCAAGCUGCAGAGCUAAUGCCCCUUUACCCCAAGCUGCAGAGCUAAUGCCCCUUUACCCCAAGCUGCAGAGCUAAUGCCCCUUUACCCCAAGCUGCAGAGCUACUGCCCCUUUACCCCAAGCUGCAGAGCUAAUGCCCCUUUACCCCAAGCUGCAGAGCUAAUGCCCCUUUACCCCAAGCUGCAGAGCCCCAAGCUGCAUAGCUAAUGCCCCUUUACCCCAAGCUGCAGAGCUAAUGCCCCUUUACCCCAAGCUGCAGAGCUAAUGCCCCUUUACCCCAAGCUGCAGAGCUAAUGCCCCUUUACCCCAAGCUGCAGAGCUAAUGCCCCUUUACCCCAAGCUGCAGAGCUAAUGCCCCUUUACCCCAAGCUGCAGAGCUAAUGCCCCUUUACCCCAAGCUGCAGAGCUAAUGCCCCUUUACCCCAAGCUGCAGAUCUAAUGCCCCUUUACCCUGGGUGCUGGGCUGCCUUUAAACAAGCAUGUGCUUAGGAACUGUGCCUUUGUCCACAGUUUGACACAUUUGGGUUGUGAGCAGUUGUAGAAUAAAUGUUUCAUAGCAGUAAGACAAGCAAGCAAUAAGCAUAGAUUACAGUCAAUGUGCUUUAAUUUGCAUCUCAAAGUGCCUACAGAAAGCCUUCACUCCCCAUUGACUGCUCUCAUUUAGUCCUGCUGCACACACGUAACUCAACACAUUUAUUAUGCAAAAAUACAUUUUAUUCAGAAUAACCAUGCAAUUAUCAUGUAACUAAAUAAUAAUGAAAUUUAACAUAUGGAUCUGAAAUCAGCAGAGCUGGACCUCAUUAAUGCAACCAGUCUCAUCUCUUAAGAAUGGAAAACACCAAGGGGUGAAAACUUAUAAGGGAUUUUAAAUAUAAUUCUGAAGUCAUCUAAAUACAUUUAUAUUCACAUUAGUAACUUAUAUAAGAGUAUUAAAAAAUCACAUUUAAAUACAUUUGAAUUUGACUUCGCAAAAAAAAAAGAGAAAUAAUCAGUGGGGGUGAAAAUGUUCUGAAGGCACCAUAUGUAUAACAAGAUUUAUUUGCUGUUCCAAAUCAUGGUACAGUUGGUGUGUUCAGUGUGUCGUCAUGUUUUCUGUAAAAUGUUAAUGGAAUGUAAAAAAAAUGGGUUUGUAAAAUCUGACAUUAACUACUUUAUCCUUUACAAAUGUGUAAGAUUGCCACUGAUAAAAUGAGUAUAAUGCUGUAUAUACAGUAGGGCAGCUCAAACGUUUUCUUUUAGAACACACAAGUGUAAAUGCUAGAAUACAGAAAUCUCACAAAUAGUCAAGGCUGUUUUUAAACAUAUACUGUCAGUCUAUAAAGCCUCAUAAAGCUACAUAAGAACUUUAUAAGCAUAAGCAUUCACGAUUCACAGCAGCCAUGGAUGCCACCCUCCAUAUAAAACCUACAGCAGUUUACUGGCAGUGUUGUAUAGUGGUUAGAGAGCUCGGUUUCUAACUGUGAGGUUGCAAGUUCAAAUCCCAGGUACCUCACCUGAGUUGCUUUGUUAAAGGCCUGGCUUUGUGCCUGGAAUUACGCAUUGUAAGUUACUCUUGGCAAGAGUAUCUGGUCAGUGAACUAGUGUAUGAGGGGAAAAGACCAGUCAAGCCAAACCAGGCCUCUCACCUGCUCACAGUCUAGCGAUUAUUCAGCCCAGUGUUUUUGUUUUGGAAAGAUUUUUGAGUUCAUUGUGUAUAAAGCACUAUUUAGAUAUAGUUAGUAUUAACCGAUGUGUUUGGAAUAUAAGCGCAGAUGUGAAUGUGGCUGUGAUGUGAUUUACGGUAGUAAGGGUUUAAGCCCAGGUAUGUAUGCUCCUGCAGGCCCUUCUCUGAGGCUGGCUGAGCUCAUAUCAGGAGUCGCCACAUCACUUUUCCCUCUUCAUUUUCACUGCCUUAAAAGUCAGCUGCAGAUUUAUUAUAUUAUAAUAAAUUAUAAUAAAUAUUUGCUCUUAUUAUAAAUAAGAGCAAACUGGCCAUCUCCCUCUACACAGGCCUGUCUAUACAGGCACAUCUGCAUUAAAGACACAGGAAAUGGAUGCAGGAUGGAUGGAUGCCACAAACCAGAAGUGAUGGAUGCCACUCGUGUGACACUUAGGCCUGACGUCAAAUCAGGAGUGGCCUAACAGCCAAUAAGGGCACAGUAUGAAUUCUGUGUUCUGUGAGGAACCGGUGGAUAGCAGACAGGUACCUGCACUCUUAGCAUCACCUGACUGGGCGGAGGAGGCAGGACUGACAGACGUGCGGGGCCUUAUUUAUAAAAUGGCAGUAUCAUUACCAUACCAUACAAAUAUAUCUCAAAUACUGGCUUACUCAGAAAACCAUCACUUAGUUAUUAAUAAAAUCUCACUUUGACAUGGAUAUGAUUGUAUUUAUACAUAAAGUUUACAGUAGUUAUUUACCUGCUGGUUGUGUAGAGAUACUGCCCAUUUAAGGCCUGUGUGUGAAUCCCCAAAGUGGGCUGUGUUCGCGCUUUUAAUAUUUGAUUGAUAAUCAGUUUUAGGUAUGGAACGAUCAUGAUUGAUCUCAGGUGGACCAUUUAAGACAUGAUAAGAUGUCUCAUAAAGUGUGCUUCAGUGUAAGCAAUCUUACAGUAACAUUUAAGGCAUACUAUGCAGGAUUUUACCUUGAAAAUAUUAUAAAAAUAACCAUGCUAAGGCUUAUGUAUGAUGUAAUCUCUUUAUCCACCUUUGCCAAAUUUGUACACCUUUACCUGUAUUUGUUAUUCUAAAAUGUGUUUGGGACGUUUCUGGGCGUGGUGCUGUUUUCUGUGUGGGGAGGGGUGGGUGUGGCUGCAGAGCUAGCUAACGAAGAAGUCCGGAUACAGCAAAGCAAAAAUUCAAGCUGACAGGGCUCGUUCAAGUACUAAAGUUACCUUUGGAAUUGCUUUUCUUCAAUGGCAUCAGCUGAAGUUUGCUAAGGGGAUUAAAAGUGAUGCAGAGUUGGCUUCUUUUCUGUUGGACCUGUAUGUAACAUUAUUGGCAGUCUGAACUUGGUGACAACAAAGACUUUUGCAAGGGUCUGAAAUUUUCUAAUUUAAAGUUCCAACAAUAAAACCACUAUUACAUUCAACAUAAUGGAAUUAAUUAAACUAUAAUUGAAUCAGCCUUACUGUUGCUAAUUUCAUGGAACUAAUGUUACCUCUAGCUGUCCAGCUGGUUACCUUAGGUGGGGUAACUUACUCAACGUGAAUUGGUGGGGUUGAAGACAGAAGAGGAGAGUUCUUUGAUUGAAAACACAGGUCAAGAAAUCCUGCAUAGUAUGAUUUUGAGUUUGAAUCCAAUAUUUUUAUUUAUUUAUAAAUGAGGCCCCAGGAGUUUUGACAGUUCUGUGAUGUCUGAGUUUAUAAAAGUGAUCUACAGCUUAUGUAGACCCUUCUGAAGAUUUCCUAAAACUUUUCUACAGUUUUCCCUGUUUGCUCUGCUCCUCCCUGUGUAAUCUGCCUGUAGAAGAAGCACUAAAUUGCCUAUGUGUAAAAGAACAAAUAAAGAGAUUAAAAUACA